Messenger RNA from Spizellomyces punctatus DAOM BR117, 2384 nucleotides. Its product is annotated as DNA repair protein (mre11). NCBI's taxonomy places the organism in Eukaryota, Fungi, Chytridiomycota, Chytridiomycetes, Spizellomycetales, Spizellomycetaceae. The transcript has 14 exons. Gene Ontology annotation, biological process: mitotic G2 DNA damage checkpoint signaling; meiotic DNA double-strand break formation; double-strand break repair via nonhomologous end joining. Gene Ontology annotation, molecular function: manganese ion binding; DNA endonuclease activity; 3'-5'-DNA exonuclease activity. Bases 7 to 2235 code for a protein of 742 amino acids. Gene Ontology annotation, cellular component: Mre11 complex; nucleus. The record is from RefSeq and is a predicted model, not a curated record.
GUGGGAAUGACAGGAGGGGAAGGACGUAAAGUGCGAGUUCGUCGUGCACGUUCAACCGAUGCGGACACUGAACCGGACGCUGCUAUCGGGCAACUCAAUGGGAAUGCAGAUCCCAACGCGAAUACGUUUAAAAUUCUCAUUGCUACCGAUAACCAUGUCGGCUAUAUGGAAAAGGACCCUAUAAGGGGAAACGAUUCGUUUGAGGCCUUUGAGGAAAUCCUGCAGCUAGCACAGGAAAAUGAGGUGGACUUUGUAUUGCUUGGCGGAGACCUCUUUCAUGACAACAAACCUUCGCGGAAGUGUCUACAUACCACCAUGACGCUGUUGAGGCAAUACUGCCUAGGGGAACGUCCAUGUCAGAUGGAAUUCUUGAGCGAUCAGAACGAAAACUUCCCAAAUCGGUUCGCUACUGUUAAUUAUCAAGAUCCCAACUUCAAUAUUGGUAUGCCAGUAUUUUCUAUCCACGGAAACCACGAUGAUCCGUCGGGGGAUGGUAGUCUUUGCGCAUUAGACCUUCUUAGCGUAGCAGGAUUGGUGAACUACUUUGGGAAACAAGUUGAGGUGGAUGAUAUCUCUAUAAAGCCAAUUCUACUGCAAAAAGGGACAAGCAAGCUGGCGCUUUAUGGAUUGGGAAAUGUGCGAGACGAGCGACUUCAUCGAACGUUUCAGAAAAAAAAGGUCAAGAUGUACCGACCACAGGAGGAUACGAAUGAAUGGUUUAAUUUGAUGGCAAUACAUCAGAACAGAAUAGCGCACGGCCCCACCAACUUUAUACCCGAGACUUUUUUGGAUGAAUUCCUGAAUCUGAUCCUCUGGGGACACGAGCAUGAGUGUCUAAUAGAACCGGUUCGUAAUUCCGUGCAAGACUUCUGGAUUACCCAACCUGGAUCUUCUGUUGCUACAUCUCUCUGUGAAGGCGAAGCAGUACCUAAGCAUGUAGGCCUCUUGAGUAUAAGCGGCUCGGAAUUCAAACUGGAUCGAAUCCGCCUAAAGAAAGUACGACCGUUUGUGAUGGACGAGGUGAUUCUGAAGGAAGUGGAGGGACUUCGACCGACAGAUCAAAACAUGGUCAAUGAAUUCCUUCAAGACAAGGUGGCGGAGCUUAUUACCAUUGCGAUGAACGAGUGGAAAGAGCUGAACCCUGACGUACCCGAAGUUGAAUGGCCCAAACCUUUGGUGCGCUUGAAGGUGGAGUACGGCGGCGGAUUUACUACAUUUAAUCCCCAGCGAUUCGGACAAGUGUUCGUGAAUCGAGUAGCAAAUCCAAAGGAUAUCUUGCUGUUUUACCGGAAGAGAGCCUCCACCAUUGCAACAGCCAAGAAAAAGUCGGAGCUCGUUAAUAUUGAAGCAUUCUUACCCGAAAAACUGGAAAAUUUCAGGGUAGAGGAUUUAGUAACGGAGUAUCUGAAUGCUCAGAAUUUGGAUAUUCUGCCUGAGAAUGAGCUCGCUGAUGCGGUCAGAAUGUUCGUUGAAAAGGACGAUAAGGAUGCCAUCAAAGAUUUUGUGGUGGAAUCUUUGAAACGAACACGCGUAACAUUGAGCGCUCGCCACCCGUCUGCUGUGGACAAUGAUGAUGCGAUAAAAGAAGAGAUUGAAAAAGAAAAGAAAAAGAGAUUUGAAGAGUUUGCAGCUGAAAGUGAUAGAAGAAAGGCUACCGGAGGACUCAUUUCGACGUCCCGAAAUAAAGCAUCGAAGCGCACAUCCACAACGUCGAACAAAGGGAGCAAUGACGAGGAAGAUGAUGUGGACCGUGCAGUGGUAAUCGAUUCAGAUGACGAUGAUGAUGCGCCUGCAACUGCAGCGAGUAACAACACGAAGAGAACAGCUAAAAGCAAAGCUACUACGGCUAGAGGGCGAGGAAGGGGGCGAGGACGAGGACGGGUUGGCUCAAGUUCAAAAAGCACUCGAAGUCCACUGACGACUGCAAAGGUGGUGGACGACCAAGACGACGAUGGGAUUGAAGAUAUCGACGACGAUAUUCCGGCAUCGGCAAAGACAUCAUCUACUCCUGUACCGACAUCCACCCGGAAGCGUAAAUUACCAACGUCUAUUUCAACGACAAGCCCAGCCCCAUUAGCCAAGCGUACGACCACUACCAGUGGCAAGUCACGUCAAAGUAAACUGAAUUUUGGGGCAUCGCAACAGCGAGCCGUUGUACUGGACGACGAUGACGACAUGACUUUUUCAAAUUUUCGAGAUUCCAUUGGUGCGGGAGCCCGAAGAGAUAGACGUUGAACUAUCGACCUCCAAACAGCCUCAACCAAUAUGGUUCAGCAGGUCAUUCGUACGACCGCAACGUCGGGCGCUUCACAGCAUUGAUACUCUGCUACAUGUGAUACAUAUUAUUGUAAUAAAUUUGCUAUUUGAUUCACAUAGUUCAGUCG